Messenger RNA from Diospyros lotus (date-plum), 1464 nucleotides. Its product is annotated as heat shock cognate 70 kDa protein-like. Bases 128 to 1258 code for a protein of 376 amino acids. Gene Ontology annotation, cellular component: cytoplasm. Lineage: Eukaryota; Viridiplantae; Streptophyta; Magnoliopsida; Ericales; Ebenaceae. The record is from RefSeq and is a predicted model, not a curated record. Gene Ontology annotation, biological process: protein refolding; cellular response to unfolded protein. Gene Ontology annotation, molecular function: misfolded protein binding; heat shock protein binding; ATP binding. The transcript has a single exon.
GACUUCCUGUGAGAGGGCCAAGGAGGCGCUCUCAUCCACUGUCAAGACCACCAUUGAGAUUGAUUCCUUCUAUGAGGGUAUCGAUUUCUACUCGACAAUUACCCGAGCUAAAUUUGAGAAGCUCAACAUGGAUCUCUUCCGGCGCUGUAUGUCAGCAGUUGAUAAGUGUCUGAGAGAUGCUAAGAUGGACAUGAGCAGUGUGCAUGAUGUUGUGCUUGUUGGUGGAUCCACCAGGAUUCCCAAGGUCCAGGAGCUUUUGCAGGACCUGUUCAAUGGCAAGGAGCUUUGCAAGAGUAUGAAUACCGAUGAGGCUGUUUCUCGCGGUGCUUCUGUUCAUGCUGCUAUUUUGAGCGCCAAGGGCAAUAAGAAGGUUUGGGACCCCUUGGUACUGGAUGUCACCCCCCUGUCCGUUGGUAUGGAGACUCUUAGUGGUUUUGUGUCUGUUUUCAUUCCCAGGAACACCGUCAUCCCCGCAAAGAAAGUGUUGGACUUUCCUAUGUCCGAUGACAAGCGAUCUCUUUUGAUUCGGGUCUACGAAGGGGAGGAAAUGAGGGCCGGAGCCAAUAACUUGCUAGGCAAAUUUGAGCUCUCUGGACUUUCUUAUGCUCCUCAGACCACAGUAUCCUUUGAUAUCGAUGCCGAUGGCAUCCUUAAUGUCUCUGCAGAAGUCAAGACCGGACCGACCGGUACGACCAUUCAGAUGAAUACAAUCACCGUCAAGAAUGACAAGGGAAGGCUCUCGGAGAAGCAAAUCCGGAGGAUGGUUCAGAAAGCAGAAAGUUACAAGUCUGAAGCCCAAGAGCUUGCGAAGAUGGCUGAAGCGAAGAACGCCUUGGAGACCUAUGCAUAUAACGCGAGGAAUACUCUGAAGGAUGUGAAGAUUGGUAAAAAGAUUCUUCCAGCUUACAAGGAGAAAAUGGAAGAUGCCAUUGAGCUGACCAUCCAGUGGGUCGAUGGCAACCAGCUUGCUACGGCAUAUGAGUUUGAGGACAAGAUGAAGGAACUCGAGAGGAUGGUUCAGGAAGCAGAGCAGUACAAGUUUGAAGACCAAGAGCUUGAGAAGAUGGUUGAAGCGAAGAACGCCUUGAAGAAGUAUGCAUAUAAUACGAGGAAUGCAGUUAGGGAAAUUGAAUAUGCCGCUGAGCAGACCAUCCAGUGGCUGGAUGGCAGCCAGCUUGCUAAGGCCGAAGAAUUUGAGGGCAAGAUGAAGGAACUCGAGGGCAUCUGCAACCUGUUCAUCUCAAAGAUGAACCAUUGAUGAUUAAGAUGGUGGUAAUCUCAGUUGCUUCGUUUCUUGUAUGAUUAAGAUUUACCAUGGAUGGUUAGCUAUCCUAAUAGCACAGUAUGAUUAAGCGUUGUUAAAUAUUAAUCUGCUUGUGUUUUAUUUUUUCUUUUUGAUUUAUAUCGAUGAGAACUCAUCAUAAUUACUAUUUUAUUGAUGUGCUUUGAGCAAAUUAUAGGAGA